CUGGGGUGCAUCCGCCCAUGUCAAGCUGAGAGAAGGAUAGGCUACAUCCAUGUCUUAAGACCCAGUCAUUGCUCCAGACAAUGCAAUUUUCGCCUUACUCUCCCGGUAUAUUUUGUUAUGCCAUUCUAAGCAACAAUAACACAGAUUUGUGACAAGGGCGCUGGCAGAUUUGGUUUAUUUUUCUACAUUUUCUCAAGCGCUAUUGAGCAGAUCUAUGGUCUUUGUGUUUAUUGAGAAGAACAAUAGCUAUGAAAUUCCCACUGGAAAACCCUAGAAAACAAGUCAAUUGGGAACCCGAACAACAAGUGGUGGUCCAGUCCAACUUGGUCCCUCCCAAGAAGGUCCAGUCAGGGAUGGUCCAGUCCAGCCUGGUCCAGGCCAGUGGGGCGGCCAUGCAGAACCCGAUGUGCUGUGAUCCCAAGGGGGCCAACGGCCACUGCCCCUUACCCCGGCUCUCUGUCUCCUCCCGCUCCGCCAGCGUGGUGGCCAGCAUGGACACCACCGGCGACCUCUUGGCCCUCCACUCUGUGAUGAAGUGGAAGACAGUGGUGGCGGUGUUCGUGGUGGUGGUGGCCUACUUGGUGGGGGGCGGCUUGGCCUUCCGGGCCCUGGAGCAGCCCUUCGAGAGCAACCAGAAGGACAGCAUCACCCUGGAGAAAGCUUCAUUCCUGCAGAGGCACAGCUGUGUCAUGCCUGCUGAGCUGGAGGCACUCAUCAAGCAUUCCAUAGACGCUGUCAGUGCAGGAGUCAGUCCGAUCGGAGACACGUCUUACAACUCCAGUCACUGGGAUCUGGGCAGUGCCUUCUUCUUCGCUGGGACUGUGAUCACAACGAUAGGUUACGGGAACAUAGCGCCCAGCACGGAGGGAGGGAAGAUCUUCUGCAUCCUGUACGCCAUAUUUGGCAUCCCGUUGUUUGGGUUCCUCCUGGCUGGCAUCGGAGACCAGCUGGGAACCAUAUUUGUCAAGAGCGUCUUGAGGGUGGAGAAGAUAUACAGGCAAAAACACAAACAGAUCAGCCAGACCAAAAUCAGAGUCACCUCCACCAUACUCUUCAUCAUAGCCGGGUGCAUAGUCUUCAUCGGCAUCCCGGCGGUCAUUUUCAAACACAUCGAGGGAUGGACGACUCUGGAUGCUAUCUACUUUGUCGUCAUCACGCUAUCAACGAUUGGCAUCGGGGACUAUGUGGCAGGUGGGGAUCGGAAGAUCGAGUACAUGAAGUGGUACAAGCCUCUGGUCUGGUUCUGGAUCCUGGUAGGCCUGGCCUACUUCGCUGCUGUCCUGAGCAUGAUCGGAGACUGGCUCAGAGUGCUGUCCAAAAAGACCAAAGAGGAGGUGGGGGAGUUCAAGGUCCAUGCGGCUGAGUGGAAGGCAAACGUGCGGGCUGAGUUCCGGGAGACGCGGCGGCGGCUGAGUGUGGAGAUCCACGACAAGUUGCAGCGGGCCGCCACCAUCCGCAGCAUGGAGCGCAGGCAGCUGGGCCUGGAGCAGAGGGCCCACUCCCUGGACAUGCUCUCCCCAGAGAAGAGGGCCGUGUUUGCCAGCUUGGACCAGGGCCGCUUCAAAACCUCCUCCCAGGAGAGCAUCGACACCAAGCUGAAUAACUUGAGGUUGAAAGGGGCAGGGGAGCUUUGUUAUGACCAGCGGAGAGGCAGCGAGCAGACACAGCAGGCCUCGUCAUCGGAGGAUAACCUCUUCAACCUCCGCUUCCGCUCCCUCACCAAGCUGGCCAAGAGACACAAGAACCGCGACCUGAAGAGGAACAUUCCUGAGGAUGUGCGGAGGGCCUGUGAGGAGAUGGAGAGGAGGAGGGAGGAGGAGGGAGAGGAGAAGGAGGGAGAGGUGGAUGAGAUGGAGGUGGAGGAGGAGGAAGGGGGCGAGAGGAAGGAGGGCAACACCAGCUUGACAAAUUUAGAGUACGCAGACGAGCGCUGAGGCCAAAUAAAUAGUGAGAGAGAAGGGGCCUUUUUUGAUGUCUCAAAAUGUGCCUUGUUGUUUUUUCUUUUCAGAGCACCCUACCUGCUAUCCAACCCCACCCCACCCCACCCCCAACCAUAUCCGACAAAUAAAAGCAGACACAAUGUGGGAUAGCUUCUCUUUUUUACCCGAGGCUUAUGUGAGCAAGUAACCCAGUGAACUAGUGCAGGGUUUCCCAAACUCGGUCCUGGGGCCCCCCCUGGGUCAUGUUUU
This is a messenger RNA of Coregonus clupeaformis (lake whitefish), 2189 nucleotides long. RefSeq names its product potassium channel subfamily K member 10-like. The record is from RefSeq and is a predicted model, not a curated record. Gene Ontology annotation, biological process: stabilization of membrane potential; potassium ion transmembrane transport. Lineage: Eukaryota; Metazoa; Chordata; Actinopteri; Salmoniformes; Salmonidae. The transcript has 7 exons. Bases 249 to 1934 code for a protein of 561 amino acids. Gene Ontology annotation, molecular function: potassium ion leak channel activity. Gene Ontology annotation, cellular component: membrane.